UCUCUGAGGAGAUAACCAAUAAAGGACAAGAACUUUGUUCGACUUUGCAGGAAUUUGCAUUUUGCAUGAUCUUGCUGAUAAAGAUUAUGUGUCUCUGAAAAGUCAAACAAUUCACACAAAUGACGACUUAUUUGUCUUUCAAUAAUAAUUAUUACUCCGUUUUAAGUCGUGUUUACGAAUUGUAAUGUUUUUGUUCCGCUAUUGAGGUUAUGUAUUAUACGAAAAAUAACCUCAAAACAGAUUAAAACAUUUUUCAAUUUUUCGUGAAAAGUACUUGUAUUGGAGAAUCAAAAUGAAACAACACGAAAAUUUGAAGGGUUGGCCUCUUGUUUGGUGGCUUUUCACCUUGUUCGGUAUCCCUGUGACGUUUCCAUGGUUAUUGUAUCACUUGGUUGACUUUUUAAGGAAUAAACGUCGAAAAGCUGCGCUUCAUAGCAAGGUAGUACUGAUCACUGGUGCGAGUUCAGGUUUGGGUGAAGCUUUGGCCCAUACAUUUUAUAGUUGCGGUUGUCGAAUAAUUCUAGUAGCCCGGCGCAAGGAGGAAUUGGAAAGAGUGAAAAAUUCGUUGAUGGAAACUCACCAUACUGCUCCGACACACCCGCCAAUUGUUCUUCCGCUGGAUCUCACCGACAUCAAUUCUCUUCCUGCAGAAAUCGAUAAAGUUCUUACUAUUCAUGGCCAGAUUGAUCUUCUGAUAAACAAUGCUGGAAUUUCGUACCGUGGAGAAGUUGUUAGUACGAAUGUCAAUGUAGACAUCAAAGUCAUGCUAGUUAAUUAUUUUGCACAGAUUGCACUUUCGAAAGCUGUACUUCCCUCAAUGAUAAGCCGUCAAACUGGUCACAUAGUCUGCGUCAGCAGUGUACAGGGGAAAAUUGCCAUACCCUAUCGGUCAGCUUAUGCUGCAUCGAAGCACGCUUUGCAGGCGUGGAGUGAUUCCACACGAGCAGAACUGGCUGAUAAGAAUGUUAAGAUUACAGUCGUUAAUCCAGGGUACAUAAGAACGUCGUUAUCACUCAAUGCCCUGACAGGGGAUGGUCAAAAUUAUGGAGUGAUGGACAAAACUCUGCAGGAAGGUUAUACUCCAGAAUAUGUUGCCAGAAGAAUAUUAACAGCAGUAUUGAAAGAAGAAAAGGAAAUAAUGAUAUCUCCAAUUACUCCAAAAGCUGCAACGUUCCUUCGCUAUAUUUGGCCAUCCCUCUAUUUUAAAAUAAUGGAGAGACGGGCUAAGAAGAAAGUUGAAUAAUGAGCAUGCGAAGACAAAUAAUAUGAUAAUUUUUUUGGUCACUGUGUUCUGUUUGUAUUUGUUACGUGAGUACAAUCGUUUUUUGUAUUUUAAAUUAUCAUGUCAAUGUGAUUCGAGUUGAAUUAGCGCAGAAUUCAAAUUUUUUUCAAUGUAAAUAAAUAAUAAUCAUGAAAAAAGUAUUUAUUAUAAAAGAAACGAAAAACUGAAUUGUUUGUAUGCAUGUAGAGGAAUUAAAUUAUUUAUUGGUGUUACCAACGUUAUCCCCUUGAAAAAAAAUGAAAUUAUGUGGAAAAAAUAAAUAAACAAAACAACA
Molecule: messenger RNA, 1556 nt
Organism: Venturia canescens
Lineage: Eukaryota; Metazoa; Arthropoda; Insecta; Hymenoptera; Ichneumonidae
Product: dehydrogenase/reductase SDR family protein 7-like
Exons: 6
Coding region: 293-1243 (316 amino acids)
Cellular component (GO): membrane
Molecular function (GO): oxidoreductase activity
Source: RefSeq, a predicted model, not a curated record